UCCUGUCUUACUGAGCACAAACGCGGAUGAGAGGAGGUUCCUCUCUGACAAUAACACGUUUGGCAGCUCCCGCCUUUUACAAUUCUUCUUCAUUUGUCUCAUAUUUUGGGGGGUGAAAUUAAAGCAUUUAAUUUUGACACUGGAGAUCUGAUUAGAGACAUUUCCGUUGACGCGGCUACCUUCAGAAAGAGAACACAAGCCAAAUGAGUGGUGCAACAUUCCCGUCCCCCAUCGCCGAGAUGGCAGAGAUGAAUCGUAUCCACUACGACCUGGAGUACACGGAGGGAAUCAGCCAAAGGAUGCGCAUCCCUGAGAUGCUCAGAGUGGCUCCACAAGCUCAGGAGGACCCCACUGUUGGCCCACAGCAGAUUCCACAAAGUGUAAUAAUGCAAGUUCCGGAAAGAAUUCUUAUCUCAGGAGACAGUGCUGACACCCAGUUCCCAAGGCCGAGAGACCUAGAUUUAAUCCAGUCGACACCGUUAGAAGCUUUGUCCCUGAAGACCCCUCCCAGAGUACUCACGCUCAAUGAGCGGCCUCUCGACUUCUUGGAGGAGGAGCAAAGAGCAACUCCAGAAAGUGAAGCCGUGGUGAGCGAUAAACUGCGGCCCCAAGGGCGAUUGAGGCGAGAACGCUCGGCGAGUGAGAAUGCAGCCGUCCGUCAUAGCAGCCAACUGAUGCAUAGCGAUUCUUCUCCAACACCGUCCCCGCAAGUCACUCUUCACUCCCGCUCCCCUCCCACUGUGGCUGAAGAAGAACACAACCUGUACAGCGCUAGUGGUGUUUUAUCUUUCCUCCAGUCCACUACACGUCGGGCCUACCAGCAGGUCCUCGAGGUCUUGGAUGAAAACCCUCGCAGAAAACCAUCACUGCGAGGGGGGUCAGCUUCAAGCUCCAACCCCCUGAAUGAAUCCAGGAUGGCACUGUCAACAUAUGAAGCUUCUCUGGACGGGGGCUCUGAUGACAUGACCGUCGUGGAUGCGGCAACACUUCGACGACAGCUCAUCAAGUUGAAUCGAAGACUCCAACUUCUCGAAGAGGAGAGUAAAGAACGAGCGAAACGGGAGAUGAUCCUAUACUCGGUCACCGUAGCGUUCUGGCUGGUCAACACCUGGGUGUGGUUGAGACGUUAAAGCAUGUGUAUUUAAUAAUAUCCCAACAAAACAUAAUAUCUGUGCACUGUGUGUGAUAUAUUAUAGAUGAUGCACUCAGCCAUCAAAGGAACAAUCAUAGACUAUUGCACGUGGGGCUCAUUUUUUUCUUCAGUUAAUUUAAUUCAUGUACAGUUGUUUUUGUUGUUUUUUUUACUCAUGUUUACUUGUUAGUUUUCUGUCAUUUUGUUUUUAAAUAUAAACUUCAAUGCUAAUAAGCAUGACUUGUAAAUAUGUGUCAUUCUUUCAUUCAUGAAUAAAGUACAGCUUGGUUUA
Molecule: messenger RNA, 1424 nt
Organism: Doryrhamphus excisus (bluestripe pipefish)
Lineage: Eukaryota; Metazoa; Chordata; Actinopteri; Syngnathiformes; Syngnathidae
Gene: mffa
Product: mitochondrial fission factor a
Biological process (GO): positive regulation of mitochondrial fission
Cellular component (GO): mitochondrial outer membrane; peroxisome
Source: RefSeq, a predicted model, not a curated record